Ostrea edulis (European flat oyster) is the source of this 1766-nucleotide messenger RNA. RefSeq lists its product as uncharacterized. Bases 299 to 1696 code for a protein of 465 amino acids. Lineage: Eukaryota; Metazoa; Mollusca; Bivalvia; Ostreida; Ostreidae. The record is from RefSeq and is a predicted model, not a curated record. The transcript is spliced from 8 exons.
UUUUUAAAAGACCCUUUGUGAUUUUUUAAAAAUCUAAAUAAAAAUAUGCGGGUAGGCAGGAUAAGAUUGUCGGAAGAAUUAAUGAGGCCUGAUUUGGACAGAUGUCUCACUCUGGUCUUUGUCUCCCUCUGCGUAUCUCAGUAACUGUGAAUACGAGAAGUAUUGUCAUACUUGACAACCUGUACUAAACAUGACCGGAGCAUACCUCAAAGAGACCCCGGCAUAAAAUGCAAUCAAUUCAUUAAUGAACUGAUUUUUAUGUUUGAUCUUGGAUGUUCUGAUCCCUAAUCUGCGCGAAAUGGCGUUUCCCAAGCUUCGGGAGUUUAUGAGCGAAGUCGAGAAAUUCCUGGACACGGAUAUCAAACCAUUUCAUCUGUCGUCCAUCCUCCCCCGGGGAGCCCGGAGAGAACUGGACAAUGCGGUGCCGAUGACCGCAGGCUUCAGACCCUCCAGAGUGUACUACAUGUUUGCCGUACUGAAUUUCGCUGAACUUGGAAGCUGGGAUGAAGUGAAGAUCCAUGGGCCCCAAGCUCUGAAGGAAUACCAUCAGUUCAUGAGAGAAAUACCCAUGGACGAGAGGGACAAACCACCGACCCCAUUACCACCAACGGACAAUGUUAUAAUGCAAGACUUUUCAGUGAAUGGUUCAGCUAGAUUUCAUACUUCUAAUGAAAAUAUGCAAUACUACUCACCAAGAGGUUCCGAGGAAAACACGCGAGCACCUUCCAGACCAUCACAGAGACGGUCGCGUGAUACUAGCGGUCACGGAGAGACAGCGAGGGAGACUUCCAGGCCUCCCCAGAGGCAGACCGCUAACGCCAGUGGCUAUGGAGAAAAUGGUAGAGCGCCAUCUACCGGUAGACCCUCUCAUGGAAGAUCCCAUGACAGCAGCAAACGAAGCUCUGCUGCGGCCUUACAAGAAAACCACAACGGUGAGGUACUCAAAAAUGACAUCGUCAACUCCAUCAGCAAACUCAGAAAUGAAAUAGGCAGCUUAAAAGAUAGACUUUCGCAAGAACUCAGCCACAGCCCAGAUGUGGAUAACGUCACCCCAGUCCAUCCUUCUCCAUUAGAAUUGAAAUCGCCUCGGACUGCCCGGGUUGAUGACGUCACAGACAAGCUAGCCGAGGCGUUCUCUGAUCUGUAUCAAAGACAGUGGUUGGCUGCACUAAAGGAGAGAAACAAUGGCAGAGGCCACUCGGAGAAAAACUUAAUCUAUCUAGCAGAUGUUACUCAGAAAUGCCAGCACUAUCUGGAGGACGUGUGUGAAAGAGAGUUCAAUCACAUGUGUGAAAUCAUCCUGAAGCCGAUGGGUGAAGUGGACUCUCAAUAUGUUCAUAUACCAGAUGACCUAAGACAGUCGGUUAGGACUAGAUCUAGACAAAUUCAGAGAGAGACGAUGCCUAUUUCACUGCCAGUCAUUAAAGAGGUUGUUAUACGUGACAAAAUCUCAGAAGCACAAAAGAACCCCGAUCUGAAGAAAUUCGUGGAGAGGUGUGUGGAACUUUUGUGGAUGUUCGCGAUUCAUGAUCCGCCGCUCCAAUUAGAGUGGGCUCGAGUGGGCGACUUGGUAGGCAGCCAUCUUAAAUCGUACACCGACACCGGAAAUAGGGUAGGGUUCAACGUGUGGCCGACCUUACGGCAGUUCCGGAACGGACCCGUGUUAUGUAAGGGUGUAGUGCAACCGAUGUACUGAUGGAGUAGUGUUCUUUAGUCUUCUUGCAAUUUGUUGUGAUGAUUUCCGUUUAAUAAAUCAUUACUCCACA